AUGGCGACGAGAAGCGGCGGAGCAACGGCAGAGGCCCCGAAGAUAGUAUGGAACGAGAGAGAUAAGAGGUUUGAGACAAAGGGCAAGAAAGCCUACUUAGAGUACAAAUUGAGAAAUGGUGGAAAAGUUAUGGAUAUUAUUCACACCUUCGUUCCCUCAAGCAAGAGGGGUUUAGGGUUAGCUUCACAUCUCUCUGUUGCCGCCUUUAAUCACGCUCAAUACUGAGUUGAAAAACCCUAA
Helianthus annuus (common sunflower) is the source of this 240-nucleotide messenger RNA. Its product is annotated as acetyltransferase At1g77540. The record is from RefSeq and is a predicted model, not a curated record. Bases 1 to 225 code for a protein of 74 amino acids. The transcript has a single exon. Lineage: Eukaryota; Viridiplantae; Streptophyta; Magnoliopsida; Asterales; Asteraceae.